Messenger RNA from Triticum aestivum (bread wheat), 766 nucleotides. RefSeq names its product germin-like protein 8-8. NCBI's taxonomy places the organism in Eukaryota, Viridiplantae, Streptophyta, Magnoliopsida, Poales, Poaceae. Bases 52 to 741 code for a protein of 229 amino acids. The transcript has 2 exons. Gene Ontology annotation, molecular function: manganese ion binding. The record is from RefSeq and is a predicted model, not a curated record.
CACAAAGCUAGCUAGACCCAUAGACAACGUCCAUUUCUCCGAUAGAACAAAAUGGCCUCUUUGUCUUCCCCCUGCUUCCUUCUCUUCACUGCUAUUCUUGCAUUAGUCUCAUGGCACGCUUUAGCUUCUGAUCCUGGUCCUCUCCAGGACUUCUGUGUCGCGGACAAUAGCUCGCGUGUACUUGUUAACGGAUUCGUCUGUAAGGACCCAAAAGCCGUGACGGCGGAGGACUUCUUCCUGGCGGCCAAACUCGACAUGCCGAGAGACACAAAGAUAAGCAAGGUUGGGUCGAACGUGACCUUGAUUAACGUCAUGAAGAUUGCUGGCCUCAACACGCUUGGCAUCUCCCUCGCACGCAUCGACUACGCACCCCUAGGCGAGAACCCUCCGCACACACACCCCCGUGCCACUGAGAUCCUCACCGUACUUGAGGGUACGCUCUACGUUGGCUUCGUCACGUCCAACCCGGAAAACAAGCUCUUCUCCAAGGAGCUCAGGAAGGGUGAUGUGUUUGUUUUCCCACAAGGACUCAUCCACUUCCAGUUUAACCCCAACCCCUACAAGCCGGCGGUCGCAAUUGCCGCACUUAGCAGCCAGAACCCGGGGGCAAUUACCAUUGCCAACGCCGUAUUUGGAUCAAAGCCUAUGAUCUCUGAUGAUGUUCUCGCCAAGGCCUUUCAGGUGGAGAAGAAAACUGUGGACUGGCUCCAAGCUCAGUUCUGGGCCGACAACCACAAUUAAUUUUGUGUUGCACCGGUCGCUAGGA